This is a messenger RNA of Argiope bruennichi, 777 nucleotides long. RefSeq names its product ganglioside GM2 activator-like. The transcript has 5 exons. The record is from RefSeq and is a predicted model, not a curated record. Gene Ontology annotation, biological process: ganglioside catabolic process; lipid transport. Gene Ontology annotation, cellular component: cytoplasmic side of plasma membrane. Gene Ontology annotation, molecular function: enzyme activator activity; lipid carrier activity. Lineage: Eukaryota; Metazoa; Arthropoda; Arachnida; Araneae; Araneidae. The coding region runs from base 124 to 666 and encodes 180 amino acids.
AAAAAGCACUUUCAGUUUCAGAUAACGAAGAUCAUAGUCCAGUGGAUCUGAAAUUGAUGCAUUUAUUGCCUUAUUUGCUUAAUUUGGAGUAAAAGCUCUUUGAAGUUACAAAUUUAAAAAAAAAUGAUAUCAGUUACUUGUUUUCUUUGUAUUGGGUUGCUUGUUCCCGUAUACGUUCAUGGAACCGCAACAUUUGCAGAUUGUGGUGGUCCAGAUAAAAGCAUUGAUAUUAAGGAAGGCUCUGUUAAACCGGACCCUAUUCUGUAUCCUGGAAAUGUUAGUAUGACAGUAGCUAUGGAUAUAUUAAAGGACCUUCCUGCUUCUGGUUUGGAAAUGAAGAUGGACUUAAUUAAAUUAGAUCCAAGAAAAAUGAAUGUACCAUGUUUAGAUAAUAUUGGAUCAUGCUCUUACGAUGUCUGUGAGUUAAUCCAAAAUCACAGAAGUGAAUUCUGUCCUAUGUUUCCAAACCCCGAUGAAUGCGGUUGUCCGAUGAAGGCUGGUUAUUAUUCCUUGAAGAAUGCUCCGGUAGUUCUGCCUGACUUUGGAGAAAUUUUUGUGAAAAUACUUAAAGGACAUUAUGAAGGAAACAUCACAUUCACAGACAAAAAUUCAAACAAACAAGUUGGUUGCAUUGCAAUUACCUUUGAAAUAGAACCUUCAAGCUAACAAGUAACAAAGGGUUUCUCCAUACAAUGUAUCAUCACCAUUUAUGUGAUUAUUCAUGAAAAGAAAUUCUCUACAUUUUUGAAAUAAAUAAAUAUAUGCAUAUAAAUUUUU